Messenger RNA from Chlorocebus sabaeus (green monkey), 4054 nucleotides. RefSeq lists its product as uncharacterized. The record is from RefSeq and is a predicted model, not a curated record. Lineage: Eukaryota; Metazoa; Chordata; Mammalia; Primates; Cercopithecidae.
GGGCCCUCUGGCAUUCAGAAAACGUCUCCCCCAUUCUGGAGAAUCCUGACCUUCCUGUGUCUGGUAGCGGCUCUGGGCUGCUCUCGUUCUGGUGGCUGACUCACAAACUUGUGUCUGGUUGCAGGACUGGUAUAUGCAGACUGACCUCCAGGGAGAGGCCCAGAUCCGAUCUGCAGAGGUCUCCCUUCUGGCUAUCGUGGCUGCUGUUCAGGUGGUGGAGAAGAAGAUGGAACCCCAGGCUGCCUGGCUACAGAGCCUGGAGGGACGCACGACAGCCGAGAAGAAGCUGGCUGACUGCGAGAAGGUGGCUGUGAAGUUUGGGAACCAACUGUUGCUCAGGCUGGAGGGCAAGUGGGCCAUGUUGGGGACUCUGCUGCAGGAGUAUGGGCUGCUGCAGAGGCAGCUGGAGAACCUGCUGUGCAACAGAAACUUCUGGAUCCUACCGCUGCCCCGGGGCAGCAAGGGGGAGGCCCCCAAGACGCAGGCCAGCUGGAAACACCCCAGGAGUUCUGGCCUGGAUCAAGCAAGAGGCAGGGGCAAGUGGGAGGAGCCAGCAGGGCCCACAGGAGACCACUGUGGCACACCUGUGCUCAGAGACCUGUCUGAGCCGCAAAGAGGAGUCUGGAGGGAGGGUCCGAGGGACACAAGCCAGCCUGGGCUGCUGGAGGGGGGCCUGGCAAGGAGGGCUCUCGGGGAAGCACCUGUGGGGGUCUGCUUCCUGACCCCAGGGAGCGAGAGGUGGCCUUCUUCCCUCCAGGCCCUCCAAGCCAGGCUGAGCCAGCUGCUAGGGGCAUGGAGCAGUGCCCACCUUGCGCCCAGUGGGGCCAGAGCUUCGGCUGGUAGGAGCUCCGCCCGCAGCAGGAGUGCGCGCAUCAUGCCCCAUGGCCUUUCGCUAGUGCUCAGUGUCCCAAGAGCUUCGCGCAUUGGGCCACCCCCGCCAGCCACCGCCAGGCGCAUGUGGCCCAGCGUACCUACACCGGCGCCAGAUGCAGUAAGACCUUUGUCCACCAGUCGACGCUCACACCCACUACCGCACGCACAUCGGGGAGAAGCCCUACGAGUGCGCCGAGUGCGCCAAGGUCUUCGGCGGCCGGCGGCCUGUCCACGCUGCUGGAGCACCAACACACGCACACGGGAGAGCGGCCCUUCCAGUGCGCGCAAUGUGGCUGCCGCUUCAGCUGCCUGUCCACGCUGCUGGAGCACCGGCACACACACAUCAGCGAGAAGCCCUUCCAGUGCGCCCAGUGCGGCAGGCGAUUUGCGCAGAAGCCCGGCUUCCUGCGCCAUCUGUGCGGCCACUCGCAGGAGAAGCGCUAUCCUUGCAGCCGGUGUGGCGAGAGCUUUACCUGUCCCUCCCGGCUCAUGUGUCACCAGGACAGCCAUGCUGGUCAUGCUUCUCCACCUUGCCUGGUUUGUGAGAGGGACUCCCAGAUCGACGAGCCGCCCACGGGCCUCAGGGAUGCAGUGCGGGGGAGCGCCACUAGUGAUCCUUCUGCCGCACUCAGAUUUGAGGGCACCGGUACAGAGCUGAGCCUCAGGAGGUGCCCUGGGGACAGGCAGCGGAGCUGUGGUGAUCAGGAAGGUCUUGGGGGGAGUCCCUUGGACAGUUCUUUUUCUCAUGUGAAGAUGGAGAAUGUGGGUAGCACCCAGAGAGCUCCCUAAAGGGGGUCUGAGGGCACAGGGGCAGUUGGUGCCCCUUAAAUCCAAGCGGCCUCUCCUGGGGGUCACUUCUUGGCCAGGUCGAAGUAUUCUGGCCAUGGUCAUGGCUUCCCAAGGGAGGGCUGUUCUCCCAGGCACUGCGAUUGCCCACGGGGCUUCUCGUCGCAGGGAGGCAUGCAGGGAGGCAGGGAUGUGGCCGGGAUAGAGGCCAGUCCCAAACACCUGAGCCUCACUGAGGGGAAGACCUGGGCUGGGAGAUGGGGUGGGCAGGAGUGGCCGGCUUUGCCUUGUUCUAUUAGGGGAGUGAUUUUCAGAGACAAAGGUUCCAGUUAGGAGAUGUGAUUACUCAGUGCUUUGAAGGGACAUCCAAGGUAUUCACCCUUAGCCAUAGCCGUUGGUUUCCUGGAUACUGACUGUGAAGAUUGUAAAGUGCUUCCUAGGGUGGGCAGUGGUAGCAGGAGGCCUUGGACGGAGUCCAGGCCAGGCCCAGCCUCCUGUUUAAUAGGCUGAGCCCAAGCAUCCCUCAGAUGCGAAUCCAAUAGCCUUGGUGAGUUGUAAGAUGUUUCAUGGAAACUUUCACUGACUUCUGUCUCCCCCUUGCCCCCUAUUACCUGGGAAAGGCAGCUUUGUGGGACAUGUGUCCCAGAAGGGCCUGGGCUGGCUGUGGCCCAGUGCUCAGGACCAGCCAUCUUGGCUCUCACAGGGCACUGUCCAGUUGGUGUAGUAUUUGCCUUCAAGCCGUUGUUGGAGCAGGCAGGCAAAGGGGGCUUUCUGAGGAUCCAACCUGUGCCAGUCACUGGGAUACAAAGAAGACUGAGGCCUGGUUCCUAGCUGUGGGGCUGGGAGGGGUAUCUGACGUCAGUGGUGGCACCUGGCAGAGGACACACAGACACCAGCAGGCAGCAAGGGCUGCAGUAAAUGUUGCAGAAGCACCUAAAGGUUGAGCAGAAGGGAGGUAGGAAACCUGGACGUGGGCUGCCAGCAGCUGAGAAGCCCCCCUGAGAUCCUGGUGACCCCACCACCGUCUGAAGAUUUAGGCCAAUCACUAGGGCUUUUCAGGCAGGCCCUUACGGUGGCCCGCCAGUUUGGGACCCUCCCAUUUUGAUACAUUAGUUCCCCCUCAGCUACUGGAGAUCUCAGCCACAACUGGGCUCUAGCUGUGACCCAGACUCUGCCAGCAUUCUCUAGAUCCUCAGCUGUCAGAUAAUCCCGUGUCCCCCUCCUCCUCCCCACUAAACCCCCAGUGCUUGACAUGAAUGCAUGUGUGCUUCCUAGGACUAGAGGCCGGUGCUGUCUCUAUCAUUGCCCUUGCUUUAAGGGACACACGAGCAGAUGGUAGUAAGCCCUGGAGAGCAGCACUCGGGCAAGUGAGGUGGCUCUGGCACUGCCCUUGGACUUUCAUGUUUGUAGCUUGAGUUGGUUUUUAUUGGAAGCUCUGUGAUUUACAUAAUCACUUACAACCUCUGUAAAUAAGGAACCAUUUGUGAGGAAUUGUAAAUUUCCUCUGUCCCCCUUCUUAUCCUGUCUGUGAUCUUGUUUGUGAUGCAGUAAUAAUAUUCCACUCUAGAUUCCCAUGAUCAGUGGUGAAAUAUAGUGAUUUUCACCUGUGCUUCCAUUCUGAAGCUCUGAAAAGAAGUACUGGAUGGACUGAAGUCCAGGACAAUGUCCCAAAGAAAGGCAGAGUCCAGGUGGGCUUGGAGGACCAAGGCCUGGAUGGGCACUGGAGGGCAGAGGCCUCAGUAUCAACGCCUGGAGGGCACAGGCCUCAGUGUCAAUGCCUGGAGGGCACAGGCCUCAGUAUCAUCGCCUGGAGGGCACAGGCCUAUGUCAACACCUGGAGGGCAGAGACCUCAGUGUCAACGCCUGGAGGGCACAGGCCUCAGUGUCAACGCCUGGAGGGCAGACGCCUUAGUGUCCAGCACUGUGCCCUGCACAUGGAAAGCCCCUAUGUUUGUGGAAUGAAUGAAUAAAAAUGUUUUCAUAAGUGAUGCAAUUCUCAAUUUUAAUGUCAUUGAUCUGAUAAUGCAAAUUUUAACAACACAUCUUUACCAUUUCCUGCCUUCAAUAAUAGUUGUUAAUACAUUUCCAGUAUUUCAUUGAAUCUAAGAUCCAUUGAUUGUAAGACACACCCUUAUUUUCUACUUCACUAAGCAAGGGAAAAAAUGUGUCAGUUUCACCAUGACUCUUCUCAAUGCGGGAUGAUAACUAGGUAGGUGGUGACCUGUGAGCCACUGUUACUAUUCUUGACAAUGUCAGAUCAAGUGAUUCAUUUCUUUGUUGAGACAAGGAGUGGAGUGGCACAGUCGCGACUCACGUUACCCUUGACCUCCCAGGGCUCAGGUGAUCCUCCCACUUCAGCCUCUCGAGUAGCUGGGACUACAGGUGCACACCACCA